CAUGCACGCCCGGCUCACCGAUCUUGUCCAUGCGACCAAGAACAUGUUUAGCGAUCCAGAGGCGGAUCCAAGCGAAGAGGUGGUCACGCCGGAUGCUGGGAAGCAACUUGUCAACGCUGCGACAAGCUGUGUUCGUUCCGCUGGCGACUGCGUCAUGAAAGCUCGGCAGGUGAUUGAGCGCAUAGGCGAUUUCGAAUUUGAACAUGAGGAGGAUGGACUUUCGCGGAGCAUCUUCGACCACAUUGACCACCCGAUUGCCCCACAUACAGAGGAACCCGAGCAUAUUGCGCCAACUGAGGGCAGCGAAGAAACAGAGAAACCAUUGCCUGCGCCGCCGAGCGAAGAGCUCAGUAUGCCGCCGCCCCUGUUGAUAUCAGAGUCCAAACCUCUCCCAGAGGUGCCCCAAGAAUCGCCCGUUACCAGCAACAGGAUCAGUCUGCAGCCGCCUUUCCCAUCCCUAGUUGAAAGCCCCACUGUACCUUCAUUCCGCUCUUCGAGGAUCUCAUUGCCACCUCUUCAGCAGGUACCUACGCCUUCUCAGCCUCAGCCUAACUCAUCGGAGUACACACCGAGUCCAGCUAGUGUCAGCCAGCGCUUUUUCACUAAAUCCGAUAGUGUAAAUACAUCUGUGGCCGACUCUAGUAGCUCUUACCGGUACAGUGUGCGUGGCGACACGGGUAGCGUCAUCUCAUUGGCAUCUACACGUGCCACCACCCCCGACCAUUCUCCCGCGAAGAAACGCAGUUCCCAGACUCUCGUCAGCAGUUUUGGUAGUUCUUCUGAGCUUCGGUCCAUGGCGAGCGAGGAUGUCACUGCAGCAGAAGAGCAUUUGCUCGAAACUACUCAUGCUCACGAGCUUGUCCACAACAAAGAAGGCCAGAUUACGGGAGGAUCUUUACCUGCGCUGGUAGAACAGCUUACUACCCACGAAUCCACACCUGACAUGGUUUUCGUUGGCACCUUUUUCUUGACUUUUCGACUAUUUACUACGCCUGUUGAGUUCGCCCAAUGCCUCAUCAGCCGCUUUGAUUGCAUCGGCGAUAGCCCAUCCAUUGGCCUUCCUGUUCGACUUCGUGUUUACAAUAUUUUCAAAGGAUGGCUGGAAAGCCACUGGGUUGCGGAAAGCGACCAGGUGGCCCUCGGCGUUAUCUUUUCGUUUGCCACUGGAAAGUUACGAACAGCAAUUCCGCAUGCAGGGAAACGUCUUGCAGAGCUUACAUCCAAGAUCACCGAUAUACGGGCUGGUUCCCUCGUGCCACGAAUGGCAUCGUCACUUACUAAGACCAAUGUGUUCACUACUGCCGAUACCAAUGUUCCUGCGCCCAUUGUCCGUAGGGGUCAACUCAAUGCGUUGAAAGCUUUCAAAGAGGGCAGGGGCCAGUGCAGCAUUCUCGACUUCGACGCACAGGAACUAGCAAGGCAGCUUACCAUUAUUGUCUCCAAGCUAUUUUGUUCCAUCCAGCCCGAAGAGCUCCUGGCCCAGGAAUGGCAGAAAAAAUCCGGCUCGAAGGCGGUCAAUGUUCGUGCCAUGACGGCACUCUCCAAUGAUCUCGCCAACAUGGUCUCUGAUUCCAUCUUACUACUGGAAGAGCCAAAGAAACGGUCCGAGAUGAUCAAGCAAUGGGUCAAAAUUGGCAUGUUCUGUCUGGAACUGCAUAAUUAUGAUUCCUUAAUGGCCAUCGUCUGCUCGUUGAACUCAUCCAUGGUACAACGACUGAAGAAGACCUGGGAGCUCGUUACUCGCAACACAAAAAUUCGAUUCGAAGAGCUCAAGAGCAUUACGGAAGUUGGGCGCAACUACACUGUUCUUCGGCAACGAUUGCAGACAGUUGUUGAUUCUUGCGUCCCUUUCGUCGGUUUCUAUCUUACUGAUCUCACUUUUAUCGACGAGGGUAACAGCACAACUCGGUUAUUGCACGGCGAGACUAGUUCUGACAACGCGUCUGUCAUCAAUUUCGAUAAAUAUAUGAAAUCAGCGAGGAUCAUUGAUCAGAUUCAAUCCUUCCAGAAGCCAUACCGGCUAGUGGCCCUUCCUGAAAUGCAAGAGUGGAUGGAAACGCAAAUCGACCGAAUGCGCAAGAGUGAUCAGGCCAAUGUACAAAGCUAUUACAGACGAUCGCUUCUGCUGGAACCUCGAGAACCCCCGCAAGCGAUUAAGAUCGCGCCUCCCGCUAUCGAAGAUGUCAAUCGUGGCAUGCUCACAACCGAAAGCCGCAAUUUCUCCAAGGAAAAAUUCGAGUUCCUCAACUUCCAUUUCUCCGGCAAUGCCGUCAAGGAACGAGGAUCUUGACGUGCGCGCGAUUCUCUUCUCCUUCAUUCUUUCCCUCCCUUUGUUUCUUUUCUUCUUUGCGGUUCAUCUUACGCGGAUCGUUAUGACGUUUAUGCUCGAUUUUCUUUCCUUG
Molecule: messenger RNA, 2402 nt
Organism: Periconia digitata
Lineage: Eukaryota; Fungi; Ascomycota; Dothideomycetes; Pleosporales; Periconiaceae
Source: the annotation of a GenBank genome assembly